Molecule: messenger RNA, 3273 nt
Organism: Cephus cinctus (wheat stem sawfly)
Lineage: Eukaryota; Metazoa; Arthropoda; Insecta; Hymenoptera; Cephidae
Gene: Fatp1
Product: long-chain fatty acid transport protein 4
Exons: 11
Coding region: 263-2458 (731 amino acids)
Biological process (GO): triglyceride homeostasis
Cellular component (GO): endoplasmic reticulum
Molecular function (GO): long-chain fatty acid-CoA ligase activity; long-chain fatty acid transmembrane transporter activity
Source: RefSeq, a predicted model, not a curated record
ACGCGACUUUAGUAACAGUCGGGAUCCAAUGCCGGCAACACGUUGUCCGAGCUGGUCGUAAUUGUUGUUCAAAGUCGCGCGGGAAUUUCGAACUACUGACAGUAACGGAUAUCGAGAUUUUAAUCAAUAAAUAACGUACUGUACAGUGUAUAUGAAAUUAUUACAUUUUUUUUUUAAACUCAGGGUAAUACCGUAAAUGGGGUAUAGCAGGUUUUAACAGUGCAGUGAAUUUAUGUAUUUUGGUGCUGAAUAAUAUCAAACGAUGUCUAACACCAUAGCUAAUGGAGCUGAGAUUGGAAAUAGCAAUAAUAUAGGGAAAACAAUAAUACCAAAUUUGGCACCAGAAAAAGAUCGAGAUGUAGAAAGAGGCGAGCCAGUGAGAGGGGGCAACCCCAAUCCGACGCCGGUUUCGACGUCGGCGUCGCCGUCGGCGUCGGCAACAGAGGCGCACCCUGGUGCCCCACAUGGCGUCGUUCCGAGUAGACGGAAAGCAGUCGCUCGUCUAUUACGACGUCUCGUGCUGGGAAUGUUGCUCGUCGCAGUCCUUGCUGCCGUUUCGGCCCUUGUCUGGAUCUACAUGGGACCGAUAUUCCUUCUGCAGCUUGUUCUCGUUGCUAUCGUCGCGUAUUUCGCAUCCGGUGGACGUUUCCGAUGGUUUUACGUCGUCGUGAAAACCGCGCCGCGAGACGUUCGAGCGCUUUCACGAUACGCCAAAGUCCUGUGGGCGAUACGAAAUUAUCAAAAAAAAAAUCGGAGCAUCGCCGACCUCUUCCAGCUAAAUGUCCAACGGCAUCCGAAUAAAGUCUGUCUCAUCUUCCAAGAUCAGGAAUGGACAUUCCAGCAAGUGGACGAUUUCAGUAACAAAGUAGCAAAUGUCUUCAAGAGCCAUGGUUACCGCAAAGGUGACGUAGUGGGAUUAUUUUUGGAAAAUCGUCCAGAGUUCGUGGCGAUUUGGUUGGGUUUGAGUAAACUUGGCGUUAUCAUACCAUUAAUUAAUACGAAUCUCGUUAAGAGCUCUUUGCUACACGGUAUUAAUAUUUCAAAAUGCCAAGCGGUGAUAUACGGUACUGACUUGGCAGAAGCUAUAAAAGACAUCGCAUCGACCCUCGACGCAAAGAUCACACUGUACAGAUUUAGUGACAAGCCAGGAGAGUCGUCGAAUGGCUUAAAGGAAAAAGACUUGACAGCGCUCCUAGCGGAUGCUCCUACAACUUUACCGGUAGUACAAGAAAAGGGCGAAUACAUGGAUAAGCUCUUAUACGUUUUUACCAGCGGUACAACUGGACUUCCUAAAGCAGCUGUCAUCACAAAUUCCAGAUUUAUGUUCAUCGCCAGCGGCAUCCACUACCUAGGAGCAUUUAAAGAGUCUGACAGAUAUUACACGCCACUACCCUUGUACCAUACUGCGGGCGGUAUCAUGACCAUAGGUCAAACUUUGAUACACGGCUCGACGACAGUUAUUAGGAAAAAAUUUUCAGCCAGCUCAUACUUCAAUGAUUGCACGAAGUACAAGUGCACGGUGGGCCAGUAUAUUGGAGAGAUGUGUCGUUAUAUCUUGGCCUCUCCUCCGAAAUCGGAUGACAAGAAUCAUACAGUUAGGCUCAUGUUUGGCAAUGGACUCAGGCCUCAAAUUUGGACUGAAUUUGUGAAACGGUUUAACAUACCGAAGAUUGUCGAAUUUUAUGGUGCUACCGAAGGAAAUGCAAAUAUUGUUAAUGUAGACAGUACUGUUGGCGCCAUUGGUUUCAUAUCCAGAAUAAUACCUUCGGUUUAUCCAAUUUCUAUAAUAAAAGUAAAUGACCAAGGUGAACCCAUAAGAAAUGCCCAAGGACUUUGUCAAGUAUGCGAACCAAACGAACCCGGUGUCUUCAUAGGAAAAAUAAUUCCUAACAAUCCAAGCAGGGCGUUUCUGGGUUACGUUGAUCAAAAAGCAUCCGAAAGUAAAGUGGUUCAUGACGUCUUCACAAAAGGCGACUCAGCAUUUAUAUCUGGCGAUAUCCUUAUGGCUGAUGAACUUGGCUACCUGUACUUCAAGGAUCGCACAGGCGAUACCUUUAGAUGGAAGGGAGAAAAUGUUUCGACAUCAGAAAUAGAAGGAAUCCUUAGCAAUUUAGUGAAUUAUCGUGACUGCAUAGUUUAUGGUGUCGAGAUUCGAGGUGCCGAAGGCAGAGCUGGUAUGGCCGCUAUUUACGAUCCUGACGGAACGUUGGAUAUGGAUAAAUUGUCAUCCGAUGUACGCGAACACUUGCCAAGCUAUGCCAGACCACUGUUCGUAAGAAUUUUAAGAACGAUCGAGGUCACUGGUACAUUCAAGUUAAAAAAGAAGGAGCUCCAGGAAGAGGGUUUCGAUGUUCGAAAACUCGAAGACAAGAUUUAUUAUAUGGAUCCCAAGUCGGGCUACCAGCUAUUGACUUCAGAAAUAUUUGAUAAUAUUCAAGAAGGAAAGUUACGUCUUUAACGAGUAGCUUAGACCUAUGAUGGUCGAUUUGCAAUCUGCGACGCGGAUGAAUGUCUUACUGGCGUCAAAAGUAUUCGAAUUGUUAUGGGAAUCCGUUGAAUUGUUGAUGACGACGAGGGGAAUGAGUUCGCAGGCAUAAUUAUUUUCAUAGCGUUGUUAUUUGUUUUGUUUUAUUGAGGUAAUCGUGUUUUCCUUGUUUUUUUGUUCUAUAGUUUAUUAUAUUGUACAUGGGUAUUGGACCUACGAUUUCCUACAGCUACAUAUUUAUAUUAGAGAUGAAUUCAGACCACCUCUCGAACUUCCUAGAAAACAUGUACGAAUUCUCUUUAAGCGAUUUCGAAUUCGUGGCUGCUUCGAACCGUUAAUUAAUUAUGCUGCAUUCCACGGUGUAUGUGUUUAUUGCCAAUUAGGACGUAGUAGAUGUAUUGUUAUACUUGUUACUUUUUUUUUAGAAUAAAACUUUAAUAUUUUCUACGGGCCGUUAUUAAAAUUCAAUUUUAUCUUACUAACGUGUGCCUGAAAGAAAGAGAGUCUAGAAGAAAGUUUUAUUAAGACUAAUCAUUUUUAUGGUAAUGUUUUAUAUAUGUAUUGUAUGCUGUGCAUAUAUAUGGUAUUUUCGUUCAAACCCACAUCACGUCUUUGUUACGUCACCGAACGGAUGCCACUGACUGGCAUGUACAGGUCUAUUCAAAACAAAUAGACCAAUUUAGAUUGAUCACUUAUUACGAAGCUACGUUAAUUAAAUAUUACUUGAUACCAUAUCUUUCACAUCUAUAUCUUUGGAAAGGUUAAAGAUAAAAAUAUAAUUCAUAGCA